UGGAAAGAUAUGAUGACAUGGAACCUGCAGUGUGAGGACUUGUUGACCCAUUGAUUGGAUGCAGGUGGGAUGAGUCUGAUAUGGAGCCCCAUUCUCACUAAUUAUUACUAUCGUUUCUUCUUUUAUUUUAAAGCUCAUCUUGUUGUAGGCUUCUGUUGGGAUCUGAAACCUCCUCUCCUCUCGAGAAGGCGCAAAUCCAUCCUACUAAAGCGGGCAUCACACCUUGCUUCCAUUUCUCUUUUUCUUGCCUUCAACUCGCAGUCUUUCUUCUUUUUGGUCUUUUCUUCUUCUUCUUCUUCUUCUUCUUCUUCUUCUUCUUCUUCUUCUUCUUCUUCUUCUUCAGAAGAGCAUAAUAUGGGCAUGUCAGAUCUACUGAUAUCUCCUCCGACGGCCAUCUUCCUUCCUACUUCGUAGAACGAAGAAAGGCUGAGGGGGGAGAUAGAGGACUGUGAGAUCUCGAAGCCUUGUACGGGAAUAUCUCGUCUUGGUUCUCGUUCUAUUUAUCUUCCUUGUCGGCUUGAUCUGAUCGAGAAGAACAGGAGAUGAACCUUUAGGCUCGCGACGCGCUUCCACUCUCAAAGCCCUGAAGAGGAGACGACGAAUUGAAUGGGUGCUUCCUUUGCUGGAAGUCCGAUGGAUUGAGGAGAGGAGAAGUGGAUGUCAUCGAACUCGCCGUGCGCCGCGUGCAAGUUCUUGCGGCGGAAGUGCACGCCGGGAUGCGUGUUUGCACCGUACUUUCCGCCGGACCAGCCGACGAAGUUCGUGUACGUGCACCGUGUGUUUGGGGCGAGCAACGUCGCAAAGCUUCUCAGUGAGCUGACGCCUGCGCAGCGGGAGGACGCGGCCAAUUCGCUGGCCUAUGAGGCGGAGGCGCGGUUGCGUGACCCGGUCUAUGGCUGUGUAGGCUACAUCUCUCUUCUCCAGCACAAGCUCAAGCAGGUCCAACAUGAUCUUUACAACGCCAAGAAAGAUCUCGCCGCCUACAUCGGCCCCGCUGCAUUCGGCCCCUUCCUGCUCCCUCCCCACCACCCGCACCAGUACCAGCAGCAGCAGCACCUCCAAGGCCCCUCUCCCUCCUCCACGGCGACCUACGGCGCGCCGGGAAUGGGGAUGGGCAUGGGGCUCGGCCUCGCUCCAACACAACCGAGCACGUCGCACCACCCGCAGAUCUUGAUGCGUGAACCGCAGCAGCAGUCGCCGCAGCAGAUAGCGGAGGCGCAACAAAUGGCCAUGGCUGUGGCUGCAGCCAGGGAGCAGGAGAUGAUGAGGAACUACGACCAACAGCAGGAACUGGCGAGAUUCAACGCCGGGUUUCCCGAUGGUGGCAGAGAUUACAACCAGAUCGGUGAUGGCACCAUGGCCGCCAUGCCGGUAGCUCCCUCUUCCGGGCUGGGCUUGGUUCCGGCACAGCCCUUCGAUGGGUCAUUCGCGGUCAACCAGAUGCAGCCGCCGCCGCCGCAGCAGCAGCAGCACCAGAGAGCCAGGAGCGACGACGGGAGGAGUGGAAUCGGUCCCUCGACUUGAAACAAAAUCAAACAAAACAAGAAGAAAAGGACGAACGUUGGCAUAUUUCCAUUUUCCCUCCUCCCUCGGAGGUACACGACUCGAUUUCCUCAUCCAUAGACGGAGCUACAGAAGGCUAGGGAUGUACCCUAAUCAACACCUAGCUAGCCUCCCUUUAUAAACAUGAUUGCUUGGGUUGGCUAGACCUGAGAUGGCACUCGAAUCCUGUCACAGGCUGAUCUGCUUUGCUCAGCAUUUUGGAGAACACAAGGAAUACGAUAGAUGCAAGGCUCAUGGCUACUAGUAGUGGUGCAAACAAAGCAUAUCAGCAAAAGGAAUGACGCAGGAUUGCGGUGCAGAAGUGGCAGUCAUAAGGAGUAGCUGAAAUAAAUUCGAAACCACCCCCCUAUUUUGUUGACCAUAAGGGGGUACACUACAUUUACUUUGGGAUCUCUCUCUCUUUGGUUUUCUUCUCCAUCACUUUGGUUUUGUUGUUUCUUGGUUUGUUUGUUCCUUCCGCGUGACUGCGGGAGUAAGCAGCAGCAUUUGUGUACAGGAGAAGGUCAAUAAGUUACUGCUGCUAUCUUUGAUUUGCAUUCUAAGUAUCUGCAGUCGAUGCAGUAAGUUUAAUGUAUCGCCCAGAUUUCUUGAAGGAAGAAAGAUAAGGGUGACUGAGAAGAGCUAAAGCUGGAGGGAGG
Molecule: messenger RNA, 2201 nt
Organism: Musa acuminata AAA Group (dessert banana)
Lineage: Eukaryota; Viridiplantae; Streptophyta; Magnoliopsida; Zingiberales; Musaceae
Product: LOB domain-containing protein 36-like
Exons: 2
Coding region: 658-1524 (288 amino acids)
Source: RefSeq, a predicted model, not a curated record